This is a messenger RNA of Artibeus jamaicensis (Jamaican fruit-eating bat), 6359 nucleotides long. It is a transcript of the gene CROCC2, whose product is annotated as ciliary rootlet coiled-coil, rootletin family member 2. Lineage: Eukaryota; Metazoa; Chordata; Mammalia; Chiroptera; Phyllostomidae. The record is from RefSeq and is a predicted model, not a curated record. Bases 1133 to 5731 code for a protein of 1532 amino acids. The transcript is spliced from 32 exons.
UCAUGAGCCUGGCAGGGCCAGAAUGGGGAGCUGCCCCAGGGGGGCUGGGACCCAGAGUGUACAGGUGGUGUGGAGGGGCGGGAGUGACACUCAGCAAGGUUCCCUACUUGGGGGAGAAAUGGUGACAAAGCCCAGCCACGGGCCACCUCCACAUAGACAAGGGGAGGCAGCCUGAGCUGGACAGGCGGUGGUGGGGGGCCACAGCAACCCAAGCGCUGAGCACUCUCUGCAGCCCCAGGGAGCAGGUGGGUUCAGGGACCCUGUCCCCCCAGCAGCGCACCAGGACCCUGAGGACAUCAGGACAAGGACAGAGCACAGGUGCCCCUUUGGUGAACUCGGUCUGAGGACGUGGUCCAGGCCCCGACGGGCUCCCGAGAGCAAGGCAGCACCAGGAACAGACGCGCUCCCCACUGAGCGUCCACCCUCGCUGGGCAGCCCCAGAGGGACGCACCCCACCCACAGGGCCCAAUGGCUUCCUCUCAUCAGGGGGACAGGCACUCAGCUGCAGGGCCCACUCCAGCGCGGCCCCUUCAGCCCAGCUGGCGUAGGUCCUGCCGACACGCAUCGGGACGGGGCUGAACGCCAGCGGCCAGUCUUGGUCCAGAGGCCCCGGGAGGCCUCGGCUGGGAGAGUCCCUGCCGGUCCUUUGUGUGGCUCUGGGAAGGGUCAGAUCCCGUGGAAGCGUCAGAGUUUGGUUCUCCAACGGCAGGAAGUGGCAGGCUGCAGGUCACCUCCACUGGACUGUGGCCCCCGGCACAGGGCUCCUCCCCGGCCACAGCCCCCUGGGAGGCGGGGGGGCCGGGGGAGAGGCCAGCACCGCCCCGCCUGCAGUUGAGGAGCUGGACAGCUUCACCAAGGGCGUGUCCAGGUCUCCGGGGAAACGGCUUCCAGACAACAGCGUUCCCUAGUCCCCACGGCAACAAGGCUUGCACUCCGGUUUCCAGGGAAACCAAGCCUUCAGUGUUUCAGUUGCCAGAGCAACACCUAACGCUGGGUUGCCUACAGUCCCAACCCAGAGGGGGCAGCUGGGAGUCCAGGACAGGGAGCAGGUGCUGCACAGGUGUGGGGCCCGGAGCUGAAGGAGGCCCUGCCCGGCCAGGUCUCAGGAGGAGACGCCCUGGCUCCAGGCGCCAUGAGUUCCACCCCCAGCGAGCCUGCAGGUGGGGACGCAGCGGAGCGGUCCCUGCCAGGGCUGGGCGCCGUGAUCCAGAAGCUGGAGGACACUGUUCUGAGUCCCACGGCCAGCAGGGAAGACCGGGCACUGACCAUGCACGGGGCAGGCCGGCGGGCCUCCCCCACACCCCUGCCUGCCCGCAUCCGUGAGAUCGUGGCCAGUAGCCUGGGCGAGGAGCCCCCCCAAGGGGUGCAGGAGCUGGCUGCCGGGGCCGCCGGGCAGGAGGACAGCGAGCUCUUGCAGGAGCAGCUGGCCCGGCUGGAGGGCCUGCUGGCCCAGGUGGGCACCGAGCGGGAUGAGCUGGCCAGCAGGUACCACGCAGUCAGCGAGCGGCUGCAGGCCCGGCUGGAGACCACGGAGGCGCGGCUGCGGAGGUCGGAGCUGGAGCACAGCGUGGGCCUGGAGGGGGCCCUGGGCCGCUUGGAGGCUGCGGAGCAGAGGAGCACCAGCCUCUCCCAGGUGAACAGACUGCUCAGGGAACAGCUGGAACACAUGAAGAAAGCCAACGACGCGCUGUCUGCGGAGCUGGCCAGGACGACGGGCAGCGUGUUCCACCUGCAGGCCCAGCUGGAGCUGAGGGAGGCUCGGCGCUGGGCCCAGAGACAGGUGCUCCUCUGCCACUGGGCGCGGCCCCGGGACUUCCUCCUCCUGUGGCAGCAGGUGACAGCGCUCCGAGCACCCCUGGCUGAGCUGCGAUCGACCGCGGAGAGGGGCCUUGCUGACAUGCGAGCGGACGCAGCCAGGACCGCCCGGCGCCUGCACAUGGCCUGCCUGAACCUGGACUCCAACCUGCGGCUGUCGGCCGACAGCGCGGUGGGAGCCCUGGAGCUGCAGCUGCAGGGCAGGGAGCGGAAAAUGCUGCACCUGCGGAGCCGCUGGGACGCAGAGAAGGUGGCGCUGAAGGCCAGACUCUCUGAGCAGACGCUGCUGGUGCGGAAACUCACGGAGCAAAACUCGGAGAAGGAGAGAACCAUCUCUUCCCUCAGGGCGGAUGUUCGGAGACUGGAGUCCCGGCGUCUCGGAGGCGGGCGGGCAGCGGAGGAGCUGGCGGACCGAGUGGAGUGCCUGCAGCGCACCCUGAACAUCAUCGCAGAGGUGGCCUGGGCGGACUCGGGGUGCCCGGUGCUGGCAUCGACCAGCGCCACUGACGGGGAGGAGGCACCGGGUCCACCGAGGAGCCCCCUGCACACCUCGUCCCCUUGCUGGAGCCGGUCCCCACCUCGGGCCCACUCCCCGGCCGCCCUGGACCCCGCGCUGUGGGCCGUGCAGGCAGCCAUCGAGAGGCGGCGGCGGCAGGAGCAGGAACUGCGUCUGCAGCUGGAGUCUUGCCAGACGGUGGUGGCCGGGCUCCGGGAGCAGCUGUCGGAGAGGCAGCGGGAGCUGCGGGCCUCCCAGAGGGCCCUGCGGGAGCAGGAACGAGAGCGCGAGGGUCUCCUGGACAGGCUGGAGGCACAGCGCCAGGAGGCGCAGAGCUGCAGGGCGGCCAGCGACCGCCUGGGAAGAGAGAAGAAGGCUCUGGAGGUGGAGGUGGAGGAGCUGAGAGGCCAGGCGGGUGCUUGGGACUCGGACUCGAAGAGGCUGGAGGCAGAGAAGGCCGAGCUGCAGGGCCACUUCCUGCUCUGGGCGCAGCAGAAGGAGGAGCUGGAGGCCAGUCAAGGGCGUCUGCAGCAGCUGGAAGAGAAGGUCUCGGGGCUCAAGAAGGAGCUGGUGUCGGCCCGGGAGGUGCUGACCACUGCCCAGCUGCAGAGGGACUUUCUGGAGAGCGAGAGGGCGGCCCUACACAGCACCCUGGCCCGGGCCGAGUCCAGCAAUGCCGCCCUGGAGCUGCUCGUGACCCGGCUGAAGUCAGAGGGGGCACAGCAGCGGGAUGCCCUGGCCCGGGUGGCCGCCCUGACGGAGGGCUUGGCACAGGACAAAGGUGCCCUGACCCGCCAGGUCCUGCAGCGGGACCAGCUGCGGGACCAGCUGCGGGAACAGGAGCGGGUGCUGAGGCAGGAGCAGGCGGGCACCCAGGAGCACCUGGUGCGGGCCGAGCAGCGGCUGGAGCAGCUGGAGGGGCAGGUGGCUGGCCUGGCAGUUCACAGGGUCACUGGUGAGAAACAAGCCCUGGAGGAGCAGCUGGCCCAGAGCCUGCAGGAUCGAGAAGCCCAGAUGGACACUCUGCAGAGGGCCCUGCAGGAGAAGGCGGCUUGGUCUGAGGAGCGGGCCCAGCUGCUGGCCAAGCAGGAGGCCCUGGAGAGGCAGGGCCAGCUCACAGCUGAGGAGGCAGCUGAUCUCAGGGCCCAGCGGGACACGCUGGAGAGCAGCCUCCUGGAGGCCCGACAGCGGGCACAGCAGCUGCAGGCGCAGCGGGAGCAGCUGGAGGGAGAGGCCCAGAGCGCCCAGAGCGCCCGGCAGGCCCUGCAAGUGGAACUGGAGCGGCUGAGAGGCGCCUGGGAGGCCCGGGAGACGAAGCUGGAGCGGGACGUGGGGCGUCUGCGGAGGCAGCUGGCACAGCAGGACCAGGGGGCGCAGCUGGCCCUGCAGAGCCAGGCACGGGGCCACCACGAGGACCUCGCACGGCUCCAGAGGGAGAAGGAGGCCCUGCGUCUGUCUCUGCUGGAGGAGAGGGAGGGAGCGGCUCUCGAGUUGGAGCAGGAGAAGCAGCUGGUGGCAAAGACUACGGCCAAGAGGGAAGCUCUGGAGAAGCAGAUUCGCAGCCUGAAGCAUGAGUCCCACCAGGCCCUGUCUCGGGAAGAAGCAGAAAAGAGCCUCCUGCAAGAGCAGCUCUGCAGGGCCGAGCGGGAGCUGGAGCGGGUGCAGCAAGAGGCCCGCGGCCGGCAGGAGCAGGCGGAGGCCACGGCGAGCACCUCGGCCGCGGAGCUGAGGGCCCUGCAGGCGCAGUUUGAGGAGGCCAUCUCGGCCCAUCAGACAGAGGCCGCGGCUCUGCUGGGGAGCCUCCGGGAGGUGGCGACAGAGCGGGGUGUCGCAGGCAGAGAGGUCGAGCGGCUGCAAGCGCAGCUCAGGGAGGCCCAGGAGGAGCUGGCCACGCUGCGCAGGGAGCUGCAGGGCAGCGAGGACAGCCGCGAGGGGCUGCGUAGGACGGCCGAGGAGGCCCACCGGGCACUGAGCGCCGAGGCCCUGGAGAGGGACGUGCUGCAGAGGGUUGGCGCCGAGCUGAGGGCCGCCGUGCACAGGGCGGAGCAGGAGAAGGCCAGGUUUCAGCGGUCCAAGGAGGAGAAGGAGCAAGAGCUGCUGGUGCUGCAGGCGGCCCAGGCCGCAGCCCAGAGGGAGGCCAGCGAGCUGCAGGCCCGGCUGCAGGAGGCAGAGCAGGCCGCGGCCGACGCCCGCCAGGAGCUGCAGGAGCUGGGCAGACGGGUGAAGACGCUAGAGGCUGAGAACCGGCAGAAGGGCCGGGAGGUGCACCACCUGCAGGACCGGUGUGCACGGGAUGCUCAGAGGCAGCAGCGGAGCCGGCAGGAGGCCCUGGAGCUACAGAGGCAGGCGGCGGAGGUGGAGGCCACCUGGGAGGAGGCCCAGAAGGAGGUCCUGAGGCUGCAGCGGAAGCUGGCAGAGGUGGAGGCCGGAGCGGAGGCCCAGGCGAAGCAGGUGGAGGCACACCUCCUCGAGAGCCGGGGGGCCGAGCAGACCCUCCGGGCUGAGCUGCACAUCGCCAGCAGGAAGCUGCAGCAGGCCAACGGCGUGGCCGAUGGCCUCCAGGCUCGCCUGGACAGGGCCUGCCACCAGGUCCACAGCCUGGAGCAGGAGCUGGCCCGGGCCAAGGGCGCCAGGCAGGACACACAGGGCCAGCUGGACCAGCUGUGGGCCAUGCUCUGCCGCGAGCUGGGCCUCCGAGCACAGAGCCCCUGUGCCCGCCCCGGGCGGCCCGGCUCCCCCCGCAAAGGCCCGAGCGGCUCCCAGGGCCACACUGGGCGGCACAGUGGCAGCCCCCCUGCCCGGCCCCACUCACCACCCCGAUGGCCCCCACCUGCCCUGGGGCAGCACAGCCCGGAGGUGGACGUGGCCACCGUGCAGCAGGCCCUGCGGGACCUGAUGCGGCAGCUGCGGGACGCCCGGCGGGAGCGGGACACCUGGCGCUCCCAGGUGGCCAGCCUGAGCAGCCAGCUGAGGGAGGAGCAGAGCGAGCGUGCCCGAGCCCAGAGCCGCGUGGGGCAGCUGCACAGGGCGCUGGUCCGGGCAGAGGAAGGCUGGCGCCAGGCAGAGGGGGAGGCAGGCGGCGCCCAGGCCACAAGGGCCCUGCAGGAGGAGGCGCUGCGGAGACUGCAGGCAGAGCACCUGGCGAGUGUGCGGUCUGCGGGCCAGGAGAGGAGGUGGCUCCAGGAGCAGCUGGACGUGCUACACUGGGCCCUGGACGCGAGCAGGACACACAGCCAGGGCCCCGCCCAGAAGAGUCACCUGCUGGAAGGCCAGGUCCCUGGCCUGGAGCGCAGGUGCCCGGCGGCGGAGAGAGCUCUGGGGGCCCCUCGGCAGGUGGCCAGCAGGAAGGAGCAGCUGGACCAGAAAGUGCCGCGGCAGCGACAGGCCCGCCUCCACCAGGCCACCCCAGCCAAGAAGUGAGCCCUGCGGGCGGCCCCCGCCAGGGCUGACGGGGCCGAGCACGCACCCUGACCAGCCGGGGCGGAGCACGGCCGGGGAAGCGGCACUCGUGUGGCUCAGGGGACCCCGCUGCACAGGGCGGGCCCGGUGCUGGCAGAGGGGCCAAGGCCGCGGGCAGCCCAGGCCACGCUCACCCCCAGGCCUCUCCUGGUCCUCGACCGCCGAGCUCCCCUGGCCCGUGACUCGGGUGUUCGCUGCCGCUGGACGGCUCCUGUGGGUGCUCCCACCAAGCAGCAACCCCAGCCACACCAGGUCCCCACCUGGACAUGCUGAUCGGAGUAGACCCUGGUGGCCAGGCCCCGCCAGGCCGGCUUUCUCGGCCAACGGCUGCAUCCGUGCCCUUGGCUCUGUAAACACGGGGAAACACGUGGAAAACAUUUCCACCGGCCGGAGCCAAAAACAGAAUGUCCCACGAGGCCCAGCCCCACCUCCCACGUCCAGAGCCUGCGGAACCUUCCGGAUCCAGGAACUGCAGGUCUGUCACGGUGGCAGGUGGCUGGAAAUGACUCAGUCUUCCCCGUGACUCACUCACUGGCCGGGGAGGCGCAGGGUGUAACAGUCAGGCUUGCACAGGCUCCCACUUUCCCAG